UGUUUACCACACAUUUAAAGUGAUCUGAUCUGUGCCCUGUGGUUUAUCAUACAUACAACUUUAAGGCAACUGUAUUGCAUUUUAAUUUUUUAUGCAUUACACAAAAAUUUAACGCAAAUUCGUAGACAGAGAAUAGAAAUUAAACUUAAAAGGCAUGGAAGGUUUUUGUAGAGGAUGCUUGAUAAGAUACGAUGAACCAACCGAACUUGUACCUUAUACGGAGAGAAAUAGUAUGUUGUAUAAAUAUUCUACAGGCAUUCAAGUCAAGCACCAUGAAGUUGCCUUAUUCCAAUUAUGCAAAGAUUGCCAUGUGAAUAUGAAAUUGUCCUGCAAGUUCAAGAAACAGUGUAGGACAUCUGAUAAGAAAUUCAAACAUUAUGUGUCAUUGAAGGAAGCAGGUGAUGCAUAUGACCUUACUACAUUUCUGAAAAGCAAUGAUGAAAGCUUGAGGUUUCCAUUGCUGAAUGGCAGUAGCACACCACAAAAUCCAAGAGUCGGUUCUGAAAGAGAGAAUGAUGAUAAUGAAUCUACAUGUACCAGCAUUAGAAACUUCAUGUCAGAUAUACUGCAAGGUGAAGAAGUACCGGAUACUGAAGCCCAUUUAAUAAAAGAAGUCAUUGAAGAGGAUCUGCUAGAUGAUACAUUAGACUCACAUCUACUUGAUGAUAUCUCCCGGGAUACUGAUUUUAGGGAUUUAAGUUUCAGUCCAUUUUCUACUCCACAUACUACUAAUCAUGACCAUUGCUAUUCGCCAUAUGCAGAAAAUGAUGCUGUUAUAAAUGAUUAUAAUAAUAUUUCUGUCAAAGAUGUCCCUCCCCUGGUGCAGAAAGACAAAACUCAAGACUAUCCAAUACUUGAAACUGCAGAACCUACUCCUCAUGUAGAAAACAACAUUGAUCAACCUGAGGGUUUGUUUGAAGAAAUUGCGGAUGAAAAUGUGAAUUAUGUUACUCAAAAUGAAAAUGAUAUAGCUGUAACAAACGCAGAAUAUGACAGUAUUCAUAACGAAAGCUUUUAUGCUGCUAAAGCAUUACAAAAUGAAAAUGAUCAGUAUAGAGCUGAUACAAAUUGUACAAAAAACCAAGAUAGCAUGGCAAUCAAACAUUUACUUGAAUCAAAUGUAGAUAAUGAAUACCUUGCUAGUACAAAUUUAUCCUCAUGUGGUAUUGUUGCAACAGAAAAUAUUGAUAUUAAUCAAUUUAAAAAUGAUAAAGAUAAAAUCAAUUUUACAUUGGAAGUAGAAAAACAUAUUGCAGGAAAAGGUGAUCCACAAACCAAUGAAUCGAAUAAGACUGAAAAUUAUGUUCUAAAGAUAAACCAAACUGAUACAAGCAUAAACGUAAAUCAUGAUGAAUUGUCAGGUGAAGGUGUAAAGGUGACUAUUGUAUUUGAAGCUAUCAAUGAAAAUAAAAAUGAUGAUGAUAUACAAAACAAAGAAGAUAUUUUAGAAGAAUUCAAAAUUAAGGCUGAUAAGGAUUUUACAUUGGAUGAUUUACUAGUUUUGCCCAUAGAACAUUCAAAAGCUCCUGGUGCAUCAACGCCAUUGAUCAAUAACAUUCUAUUUGGAGAAAAGCUUGAUCUUGAUGAAGACAUUGUGAAAUGUGAUGAUAAAGAGCAAGCUGACAAAGAAGUUAAUGUCUUAGAUGAAAUGUUGAGUCGAGGUGUUAAGGAAUUCAGUAUACAUACAGUAGAAAGCCAAGCUGCCGACGUGUAUGACACAGAACAAUGCUACUGUAAAACUUGCGAUAAAAAAUUCAAAAUACUCAAAGGACUGAAGCUGCAUUUAGUGAAAUUUCAUGGCAUCAAGUUACCACGGGCUAAAUCUAGGGACUUUGAUAAGAGAGUUAGAAUAUGUUCAAUUUGUGGGGCUACUUGUAACGACUUUAAAAGUUUUCUUAGACAUCAGAAAAAGCAUGCGAGCCCUCACGAGUGUAGCAUAUGCAAAAUUGAUUUCCUUUCUCAGGCAACAUUGCGAAAUCAUAUGAAGUCUCAUUCAAGCGCAUUGCAUUUAGUUGAUGAAAAUAAAGAAAUAAAAGAGAACCGCUUUCUUUGCAAGAUAUGUGGAUGCGCGUUUAAAACAGCAGGAAAUUUCGCAGUACACAUGAAUAGACAUUCUCAAAACUAUCUUGUUACGUGUGAAGAUUGCGGUAAAGGUUUCUAUAGAAAAUCAGAUCUUUCAUCUCAUAUGAGGGUUCACACAGGUGAAAAACCAUUUCCGUGCAAGUUCUGUGAUUCGAGUUUCAGAGUUAAAUAUAGUCUAGUCAGACAUAUGAAAGUUCACCUCGACGAUAAACCGUUCCAGUGCGACGGAUGUUCCACAAAGUUUGUAUUGAAAUGCGAUUUGGUCCGCCACAUCACCAAUUCCAAAUUGUGUAUUAGGAAGCGUGCUGGUUUUCUACCACCGACAAGGAGUGUUAAAAAAUACGAGUGCGGUUAUUGCAACGAGAAGUUUAGUACAAGACCAGAAUUUUUGAGGCAUCAAAAGAAUUAUAAACCCUGUAAAACGUUACACUCUAAAGGGGUUUGGGUCAAUGAGGAAAAGUCGCCAGAGCGUGAAGAAACGCUAAAGGAGAUUGAUGAGGCAGCAGGCUUGGAAGAUGUCGAAAUGCAGGAAGAAAUUUGAAUAAUAAAAAAUUAAAACCUUCAUUGCCUUGUUUGCCUUAAGAUUUAAUGUAUUUACUAGCGGUCCCAGCGAACUUCGUACCGCCAUAAAAAAUAGGGGUUGGUGGUAGAAGGGUGAAAAUUUAGGGUUGUAUGUAUAUUUGUAUGAUGGAUCAUAAAAAAAAAUGACAAUAAAA
Molecule: messenger RNA, 2798 nt
Organism: Chilo suppressalis (striped riceborer)
Lineage: Eukaryota; Metazoa; Arthropoda; Insecta; Lepidoptera; Crambidae
Source: the annotation of a GenBank genome assembly